AUGUCUGAUUAUGUUGAAAUUGCUGAAAAAGCUGGAUUAAAAGGAGAUUUGGAUAGAUCACAAAGAUACGUAAAAAGAGCAGAAGAAGUUAAUUUAGAAUUGGAGGCUGUGAGGAAGCUUUUCUUACCAAAUAUACGGCUGGCUACAAAGAUCCUAAUGGUAUUCUAUUCUUUUUUUUUAAUUUUAAAUUUAUUCACCCACCUCUCUUUCAUUUUUCUUCUAGCUCCAAAACCAAUGCGUAUUUGUGAAGUUUGUGGAAGUUUUUUAAUUAUUGGAGAUUGCCAGCAACGAAUUGAUGAUCAUAUGCAAGGAAAGCAACAUUUGGGUUUUGCAAGAGUUGCUGAGACAAUUGAGGAACUCAAGGAAAAACUUGACAAGGAAACUUCGCCAAUCCGCUCACGUAGCCGUUCGCGUUCAAAGAGUCCUGAGCGUCGUCACCAUCAUUCGAGCUUGUCACACUCAUCGCACCAUCAUCGAGAUCGUACUGGUUCGCACAAGAGCGAUUCGGGGUCGCACAAAUCUGACAAACGUCACGACGAGAAGCAUCAUAAACGGUUAACUUUUUCACAUACCUUUAAAACAUUAAAAAUUUUUUUAUUAAGUCACCGAGACCGUUCACGUUCACGAGACCGCUCUCCUCGUCACAAAGGCCGUUCGUCUCGUUCACGUUCUCCACGUUCAAAAUCGCGACGUUAGAAAGAGGUUACUCAAACAGUCAAUGGAUAUAUUCAGGUAAAUGAUCAUCAUCCUCUUGAAAAUAUUCUCUCAGAAUUGCAUUGAGAAACCAGUGAUGUUUUGUUGUUGCAUUAAAUGUUUACCAAAAAAUGAGGUUUAAAAAAUCCCAUGUGUCAUGAGGAUUUUUCAUAUAUAAUUUGUUAGGUUACAAAGACACAAAAUGAAAUUGCUUCUUUCAAGGUUUUUUCAAAAAAGGUUUCAAAACAAUUCUUUACCCCUUUCUCCUCCAUACUUUUUUAAGACCAUCUUUUCCAUACACAAUCACUCUUGUCCCCAUCUUUCCUUUCUUU
Molecule: messenger RNA, 1025 nt
Organism: Meloidogyne enterolobii
Lineage: Eukaryota; Metazoa; Nematoda; Chromadorea; Rhabditida; Meloidogynidae
Source: the annotation of a GenBank genome assembly